UCUCUAUAUAUUUUACCUCCUCCUGCACACCUGCUACUCCACAGCUCACAUAUCUGGUAGCUGCACCCAGUUCGCUCUGGCAUUCCACCGUCGCAUCCACACACUUUCUUCCUGACCUUUUUUCUAGCUAGUUCUCCUGUGGAAGCAACAGCUCAGUACCUGUUCUGGUGACUAACUCAUUCUGUAGCGUUGCCAUCCGGGCACCUGGCUGGAACAUCGAUGUCAACCAUUGCGAUGGAGACGGCCGGGAUCCGUGCCGCGGCCUGGGUGGUGGGCAAGGCGCUGAGCCCACUAUCCGACGGUGUGCUGGAGGCGUGGACAGCGAGCGAACAGCUCGGAUCCAACAUAAAAGCCCUAGAGCUGGUACUGUUAGAGGCGCGAGUGAAGCUGAAUAGUGCCCAGGGCAAGGCGAUCCCCAACGACCCUAAUUUGGCGGAGCUGCUAGACAAGCUGCGCCAGGUCGUGUAUGGGGCUGAUGACGUGCUGGACGAGCUCGACUACUUCCGCAUCCAGGAUGAGCUCGAUGGCACCUACCAUACCGCCGACGAGCAUGCUGCUGGCUGGGCCCAAAACCUCGCCCUCAACGCUCGCCACACGGCUAGAGCUUGUGUGAACAAACUUAAGUUUCCUGCUACCAGGAACGACGAUCCUGACAAUGGUGCCAAACAAGGAUGCCUCUCAGGCAUCCGCUCAUGUGGCCGGCGCGAGAUCAGAUCAUCACCACCGUCACCCGACAAUCAGCUGGCUGUCCAGAAGGCUCACAACGGAUGCAUGCCGCCUAAGGCUAUCCACUAUACCGGUAAACACUUCUCUUGCUUCUCCUUACUGUCUGUCGACCAUGAUGCUCAAACCGAUGCUGGCCCGUCCAUGGUAAAACAGAGAAGUGGUGGUACAGAAAUACCAAGACUGAAGUUCGAUAGGGUGGAGAUGUCUACAAAGAUAUUGGGCAUCUUAGAACAGCUUAAUACCAUAUAUUCUGCAGUCUCUAGAGCGCUACUGAGCUAUAGCCAUAUCCCUGACCAGGACAUUGCCAUGAACAGACCCAAAACCACCCCACAAAUUAUAGAGCCUAAGUUAUAUGGGAGGGAUAAUCAGAAAAAGUUUAUUAUACAUGAAAUUGAUAAUAGUGAAUGUUGCGAACUUACUGUUCUUCCAAUUGUUGGCCCGGGGGGCAUUGGCAAGACAACGUUCACACAACACAUAUAUGAACAAAUGAAGAGCCAUUUCCAGGUUCGCAUAUGGAUAUGUGUCUCUCACGCUUUUAAUGCAAAUAAGUUGGCAAAAUAUAUUGUGAAAAAGAUCCCAAAAGUUGAUAAUGAAAAGGAAAGUUCGAGUGAUGAAGAUCUUAUCAAGCUAAGAAUCCAAGGAAAGAGGGUUUUACUUGUCUUAGAUGAUGUGUGGAAACAUCCAAAGAAUGAGUGGAAAAAACUAUUAGCUCUAUUUGAAAAAGAGGGGGGGAAAGGUAACAUGGUUAUAGUUACGACUCGAAUACCUCAUGUAGCAAACGCAGUUAAGACAACUAAAUGCUCACUGCAGCUCGAGCGUCUAAGUCAUGUAGAUAUUAUGUCUUUUUUCAAAGAAUGUGUAUUCGAUGAACAAGACCCAUGGGUUAACCAUCCAGAAUUAACUGACUUUGGGAGUAAAAUAGUGGACAAAUUGAAGGGCUCACCUCUUGCAGCGAGAACUGUUGGUAGAUUACUAAGAAACAACCUUACAAUGAACCACUGGAGAAGCGUUCUAGAAAGUAAAGAAUGGGAAUCACAAACGGACGAAAAUGAUAUCAUGCCAGCUCUAAAGCUUAGCUAUGACUGCCUUCCUUUCCGUUUGCAACGAUGUUUUUCUUUUUGUUCUUUGUUUCGUGAAGAUUAUGAAUUUGGUAGGGAAGAGUUGGUUCACUUGUGGAUUGGACUAGAUAUUUUGCAUUCACCUGAUCCGAUGAAAAAAGGAAAUGAAGAUGAUGGACGUAGAUCUUUAGAUGAAUUGGUUGAUUAUGGAUUUUUUAAAACAAACAAAAAAGAGAAAGGAAGCCCUUGUUAUGUUAUCCAUGACCUACUACACAACUUAGCAGUCAAGGUUUCAUCGUAUGACUGUAUUAGCAUAAAUGGCUCUAACUUGAAGCACAUACAAAUACCCCCCACGAUACGUUACUUGUCUAUCACCGUGGAUAACACAGACAUUGAGAAUAAACUGUCUUUUGAAGAUUAUAAUGAGAAUUUGAGUGCACUAGGGAAAAGAUUGAAGGUUGAGAACCUACAUACUUUAAUGUUGUUUGGAGAUUACCAAGGAAGCUUUGCCAAAACUUUUGGUGCAUUGUUUAGGGAGGCUAAUGCCAUUCGCGUCAUUUUCUUGUCCGGGGUGUCAUAUGAUAUGGAUGAUAUAUUCCACAACUUUGCAAAACUUGUCCAUCUUCGCUACUUAAGGAUGAGUACGUUGGAUUACAGGACCAUCUCCUUACCAAGUGCGUUCGUCAGAUUGUACCAUUUAGAGGUUAUUGAUGUAGAUGGCAAGGGUGCUUGCCUUAUUUCAACUAAAUGUAUGAGCAACCUUGUAAAAUUACGUCACUUUUAUGUGAAACGACAUAUACCUAAUAACCCCCAGUUUGAUAUUCCUCAGGUCGGAAAACUAAAAUUCUUUCAGGAAUUAAGGGCAUUUAGGGUGAGAAAGGAGAGUGAGGGUUUUGAACCGAGUCAACUUGGGCAGUUGAAACAGAUCAGGGGAUCACUUGGUAUUUAUAAUCUUGAAAAGGUGCAAACAAAAGAGGAAGCAAAUGAGUUAAAACUGACACGCAAGAACCACCUAAGAGAACUCAUAUUAGAAUGGGAUGCUAAGCGUCCUAAUAAGGAUCCUGUACAAGAAGAAAGUAUCCUUGAAAGUCUUGUACCACAUGACGAACUUCAAGAGCUAUGCAUUAAAUGGCAUGGGGGCACUAAUUGCCCAUCCUGGCUACGUGAUAAUCUCUCAGUUAAAUAUUUGGAAUCUCUUUGUCUGGAUGGUGUAUCAUGGAAGAAUCUUCCACCUCUAGGGGAGAUGUGGAUGGUUAAUGAGCGUGGCGAAGAGUAUCAGUGUUGUAGUAUAUCAUCUCCAAGCUUUUAUAAUUUGAAAAGGCUUCAAUUAAGUAAUAUGUCUAGUUUAACAAAGUGGUUUGGAAAUGGUGCUUGUCCUUUUUUCUCCCGCUUGGAAGUGAUCAUCAUUACAUAUUGUUCUGAACUUACGGAGUUACCGUUUUCACAUCCUACUUCCUGUCAAGCACAACAAGAGAAGAAAAUGGCUUGGUUUCCUAGACUAGAGAAGCUUGUUAUUGCACACUGCCCAAAACUAGCGGCCUUGCCUCCUAUCCCUUGGAGAAUUCAUUGUUCAUGCCAUGCUAAGAUAGAAACAGUAGGAUCAGGUUUUGAGGAGCUCUUUUACGGAAGAACAAGAAUACAUGGAUCGAAAAAAGGGGUGGAACUUAAUGUAAAAGGUGGUCACGGUAAUGUGUUGUGGAAUGGGGUGAAUUUCUCUAAUCUAGCUGAUGUGGAAUAUUUGCAUAUGAGUAGAUGUCCUCUCCUGCCGUUGAAUCACAUGGGAGUGCUAACUUCGCUGAAAGAUAUCACGAUAUUUGAUUGUCGGAGUGGCAUCUUGCCGCGGGUUCAAGGUGUGGUUCAUGGCAUAUACCGGUUUUCAUGUGAAUACUUCCAUAUUAUUCGCUGUGAUACUAGUGGGGAAGAAUUGACGCUGUUGCUCUCAUUCUUUCCGGAGAUCUCAAAAUUGACAAUAUGUGAUUGUAAGAAUAUAAAUGGGUUAGGUGUGGCGGAUAAUGCAAACACAGCAACGGAAGAGCAGCAGCAGACAAGAGGCGAUAACAAGGAAAUAAUAACAGCUGCGGCAUAUUCACAAGGAAUGCUGCUCUUGCCUCCCAAGAUACAGGACUUGACAUUUGAUCACUGUUUCGUCAAUCCACCGAACGAUGACCACGCAGGCGGAGGUGGGCUCCAACGUCUGAGCGCCCUCCGCCGGUUGUUUAUAGAAAAUUGCCCCGAGUUCUUCUCCUCGAUUUCGUCCUCCUCUUUUCCCCCUUUCCCGACCUGCCUGCAACAGCUCACCCUGGAUGGCGUUAAGCACAUGGAGACGCUGCACCUCUCAAACCUCACCUCUCUCACCCAAUUAAACAUGAGAUCACUUGGGGAGGCAACAGCCGAGGGCUUGUGGCCUCUCCUCGCCCACGGCCGCCUCACACAACUGCACAUCCAUGAUGCCUCCGGUUUCUUCGCCGAUCCCGACCCCUCACGGCCGCAUGACAUAGAGCUGUUUUCCCGUUCCUCCAAGCUCUUGGAUCUGACCACGGCAAGCAACACAGGAGUCCUUGCCGCGUCGAUCUGCAGCCUCCUCUCUUCCACCCUCACCGGAUUGGAUCUCAGGUUCAUUGGCGACGAGGUGGAGAGCUUGACAGAGGAGCAAGAAGAUGCCCUUCAGUUACUCACCUCUCUCCAAUACCUCCGAUUUGUCGGGGGAGACAAGCUGCAGCGCCUCCCUGCAGGGCUACACAAGCUUAUCAACCUCAAGGAAUUACAGAUCUCGUUUAUUUCGGCCAUCCAGUCGCUGCCCAGCCUUCCGAGCUCUCUGCGGGAAUUAGUGAUCCAACUUUGUAAAUCCCUCAAGUCGCUGCCCAGCAGCCUCCCGAGUUCUCUGGAAAAACUGGAGAUCUCCUGCUGUCACGCCAUCAAGUCGCUGCCCAACAGCCUCCCGAGUUCUCUGGAAAAACUGAAGAUCUCCUCCUGUCACGCCAUCAAGUCGCUGCCCAAGGAUGGCCUUCCAAGUUCAAUGCUAGAAUUAGAUGUCCAUGGCGGCAACAGCGAGGAGCUAAAAAGGGCGUGCUGCAAGCUAAUAGGAACCAUUCCGGUUGUUAAAACCUGA
Messenger RNA from Lolium rigidum, 4893 nucleotides. RefSeq lists its product as uncharacterized. Bases 220 to 4893 code for a protein of 1557 amino acids. The transcript has 2 exons. Gene Ontology annotation, molecular function: ADP binding. The record is from RefSeq and is a predicted model, not a curated record. Gene Ontology annotation, biological process: defense response to other organism. Lineage: Eukaryota; Viridiplantae; Streptophyta; Magnoliopsida; Poales; Poaceae.